Messenger RNA from Prorocentrum cordatum, 338 nucleotides. The record is from the annotation of a GenBank genome assembly. Lineage: Eukaryota; Dinophyceae; Prorocentrales; Prorocentraceae.
CCCCGCCCCCGUGCAGCCCACACCCCUCCCUCACCUCGCCACGCUUCCAGCCCCUCCAGCGCCCAGCCCGCCAGGUUGAUCUCGGACGAGGACCAGAGGACGAUCUGCGACCGCAUUUUCCUGCACGAGCAGACCAUGGCCAUGUGGGACCCCGAGACCGCGAGCAGCUACCAGCUGGUGUGCGCGAGCAGCGAGCUGCCGCAGGACCUGCAAAGUUGCCUGGACAGGCUGGUCAAGGACAAGCGUUCUGACAACGAGCUCAAGGACUACCUCAAAAGGGCGAGAGAGAGCGACCCGGUGGACGCGUUCUGCCAAAAGUACAAGCUCGGCCCGAAGGA